Molecule: messenger RNA, 2261 nt
Organism: Macadamia integrifolia
Lineage: Eukaryota; Viridiplantae; Streptophyta; Magnoliopsida; Proteales; Proteaceae
Product: leucine aminopeptidase 1
Exons: 10
Coding region: 138-1856 (572 amino acids)
Biological process (GO): proteolysis
Cellular component (GO): cytoplasm
Molecular function (GO): metalloaminopeptidase activity; manganese ion binding
Source: RefSeq, a predicted model, not a curated record
UUUUUUGAUAAUAACCCAACGGAAUUUGGACUGUUGGAAAUUGGAAGCGAGCACCCAUGACGCUGAUGAGGUAUUGACCUUGUCAUCGCAACGUCCUUCGAUUCCUCAAUAAAUAGAGUGACUCCACUCGCCGGACGAUGGCCAUUACUGUUGUCUCACUUCUCUCUUCUCUGGUGGUUUCCUCCACCCCAAUCCUCUCUAAACUAAGCCCCUCUCCAAUCCUUAGCUUCUCUGUUGCUUCCCCCGUCAGUUCUCUUCGACGAUUGCGUAUGGCACAUAUUGUUACUCGGGCCACUCUCGGCCUCACUAAGCCUGCUCAUGUCGAUGUCCCCAAGAUUGAUUUCGCUGCAAAAGAUAUCGAUUUGGUGGAAUGGAAGGGAGACGUUCUUGCAGUCGGUGUCACAGAGAAAGACAUGGCCAAGGAUGAGAACUCCAAGUUUGAGAACUCGAUUAUGAAAAAGCUGGAUACCCAUUUGGGUGGUCUGUUGGCUGAAGUAACCACGGAGGAGGAUUUCACUGGGAAAGCUGGGCAGUCCACCCUUCUCAGGCUUCCCGGUUUGGGUUCUAAGAGGAUCGGUUUGAUUGGGCUCGGCCAGUGCGUGCCAUCUUCGGCUGCUAGUGUUUACAAAAGCCUUGGCGAGGCCGUUGCUGCUGCUGCCAAAACUGCCCAAGCUAGUAAUGUGGCCAUUACUCUUGCUUCCUCUGAGGGGCUUUCUGUCGAUUCAAAGCUUCUCACUGCUUCGGCCAUAGCUUCUGGAACUGUGCUGGGGAUUUUCGAAGACAAUAGAUUUAAGUCAGAGUCGAAGAAGCCUUCACUGAAAUCGGUCGAUAUUAUUUGUUUUGGGUCUGCUCCCGAAUUAGAGAAGAAGCUCAAGUAUACUAGUGAUGUUUGUUCUGGGGUGAUUUUCGGAAGAGAGCUCGUUAAUGCACCCGCGAAUGUACUUACCCCUGGUGUACUAGCUGAAGAGGCCUCCAAAAUUGCUUCCAUGUACAGUGAUGUUUUUACUGCAAAUAUAUUGGAUGUGGAGAAGUGCAAAGAGUUAAAAAUGGGUUCUUAUUUGGGUGUUGCUGCUGCUUCUGAGAAUCCUCCUCAUUUUAUCCAUUUAUGUUACAAACCACCAACAGGGCCUGUCAAAGCCAAGUUGGGUCUAGUUGGAAAGGGUUUAACUUUUGACAGUGGUGGCUACAAUAUCAAGACGGGACCAGGCUGUUCAAUCGAGCUCAUGAAAUUUGACAUGGGAGGUUCAGCAGCAGUUCUAGGUGCAGCAAAAGCCCUUGGUCAAAUCAAACCUCCAGGAGUAGAGGUACAUUUCAUUGUUGCGGCUUGUGAGAACAUGAUAAGUGGUACAGGAAUGAGACCUGGUGACAUCGUUACGGCUUCAAAUGGGAAAACAAUUGAGGUCAAUAAUACUGAUGCUGAAGGCAGACUCACCCUUGCAGAUGCUUUGGUUUAUGCGUGCAACCAAGGUGUAGAGAAGAUAGUUGAUCUGGCAACAUUGACUGGGGCUUGCGUAGUUGCCCUUGGGCCCACUAUUGCAGGAGUCUUUACACCGAAUGAUGAUCUGGCAAAGGAGGUUUUUGCUGCUUCAGAGGUCACUGGGGAGAAGUUCUGGAGAAUGCCAUUGGAGGACAGCUAUUGGGAGUCCAUGAAAUCAGGGGUCGCUGAUAUGGUGAAUACAGGAGGUCGUCAAGGCGGUGCUAUCACUGCAGCUCUCUUCCUGAAACAGUUUGUGGACGAGAAAGUCCAAUGGAUGCAUAUAGACAUGGCUGGCCCGGUUUGGAACGAUAAGAAAAAGUGCGCAACAGGGUUUGGCGUCUCAACUCUGGUGGAGUGGGUUCUGAAGAACUCUUCUUAGUCUCGGUGGAAAAUUGCUGAUUUGGAUACGGGAAUGGUUCCAAGUAACAGGGCUGUGGGAAUGGUUCCAAGUAACAACUGGUGGACUGAGGUGGAUUGACUUGUUCGUUGCACUGAUAUCUGUUUGGUGUUUUGGUGAAAUGUGUUGGAAGAGGACUGAGGAGAAAGCUUGGAAUGAUUAAUGGCAUAUUUUGAGCGUACUGUGAUGAGCAAUUGCCUCUCAAUGUUCAUCAAGUAGUCUUGUUUGAAAUUUGAGUCAUUUCAUUCUCUUCUCCUACCAUAGGAAAUAAAAUCAUUUGAGUGCAGCAUUUUAUCAGCAAUAAGAGGAUUCCAGUGUAAUUUAAUCUGAUAAUCGCGGAAGUACUCUUGGAAAUAGCUAUUAAGAAUCUCCCAAUGUUUUCUCCCA